AUGUCGGACGCCCUCGACAAAAUCAUUACGUCUUCUCCCACUGACCAUGUCAAGGUCGAACUACUGUUGGCUUCUCCAUUACGGCGUGCUUUACAAACAUGCCAGCUUUCUUUCGCCCCUGGAAUUGAACGGGGACUUGUCGUUGUGGCGGUACCACAUGCAGAAGAGGUUUCGACGACACCAUCGGACACGGGAUCACCGGUGGACGAGUUACGAGAGGAAUUUGGCGAGGUUGAUUUCAACUUUCUAAAGGAGAAGUGGUACCUGCGGGAAGGAGAGUUCUCGAGCGAUCCCAAAGCUGUAAACGAGAGGGCCAAGAAGCUGAGGAGAUGGAUCAAGCAGCGGCCUGAAAGGGAAAUCGCUCUUGUGUCGCACGGUUUCUUCAAUCACUUCUUGACUGGCGAGGUGACCGAUGAAGGAGAGCAGACUACGCCUUGGUAA
Ramularia collo-cygni is the source of this 441-nucleotide messenger RNA. RefSeq lists its product as uncharacterized. The coding region runs from base 1 to 441 and encodes 146 amino acids. The record is from RefSeq and is a predicted model, not a curated record. The transcript is spliced from 2 exons. NCBI's taxonomy places the organism in Eukaryota, Fungi, Ascomycota, Dothideomycetes, Mycosphaerellales, Mycosphaerellaceae.